CUCCCCUAAUUCCCUCCCCCCUGCCUCCCAACCCUCCCUCACCCCGACUCCCUCAGACUCCCCCAAAUUCAUCCCAUUGUCAGCCUCUCGUCCUCCUCCUCCCACUUCCUCUCCUUCUUCUCCUCUCCCCAUCACCCCAAAAUCAUCCGUUCAUUCACCCACUGCCGCCACCUCCACCCCAUCUCCCUCUACCUCUACCCCAUCCACCUCUCCUGCCCCCCGCCGUUGGGGCUUUGCGGCCCCCUCCACCUCUCUAGCCCCCUCGUCCUCUCCUGCCCCCCGACGUCGGGGCUUUGCUGAUCUGGCUAAACGUGUGGUGAUGCAGGAAAGACUGAAGAAAGCUGAGCUGGAGGAGGCUGAAGCGGGUGAGGAAGAUGAGGAUCCUGAGGAGGACUUGUCGUUUGAGGAGAUGGAGGAGAAGGCCACGUCUGGAGAUGCCAGAGCACAGACCAGUCUGGGCAGAUACUACCUGGGGUUGGCUGAGGAGAAGGAGGCGGAGCUUAAUAACCGCCUGGCAGUUGAUUGGCUGGUGCAGGCCGCUAAGCAGGGACGGAAGAGUGCAGCCCGUCUUCUACAGCGCUGCUGGAUCCAGAGGAAAGGUAUCGGUGAGGAUAAUGAGGAGGAGGUGCGUCGUCUGUCGACAGAGAGCAGGUUUGAGCAGACGGUUCGGAAGGCGGCCAUGAUGAUGUUCAGGAAGCUGAACCCCGACAGGAAGGAGAAGAUGGCGGUGUCUGAGAUGAUGGAGAACGUUGGACAGGUCAACGCUGUGCACGGUACGACACACACACCUGGAAACACACACACACCUGGGGACCAAACCCAGAAAGUCCUGGAGAACAUGGUCACUGGAGAGAGUAAGUGUUUUGUUGACUUGGAUGACUUUGUAGAGAUCACUAAGAGGUAUGCCCAGGGCAUGGCCCCCAGCGCCGGCUCAGCCCUGACCCAGAGCCCUGCACAAACCUCUGGAGAGAAGGUGUUACAGUACCCUAUCACUGCGGUCAUCGAGGUGAAGGAUCAGCUCAUUGAUUGGGCGUCUCGCGCCGGCGUCCAAUGGCUGAGCACGGUGAUCCCCACGCACCACGUCAACGCGCUCAUCUUCUUCUUCAUCAUCAGUAAUCUGACUGUUGACCUGUUUGCCUUCUUCAUCCCACUCCUCGUCUUCUACCUCUCCUUCAUCUCCAUGGUGAUCUGCACGCUACGCAUCUUCCAGAGCAGCAAGGCGUGGGAGAACUUCAGUGCCCUAACAACCCUGCUGACCAGGUUUGAGCCUGGCCUGGACGUGGAGCAAGCAGAGUCUAACUUCGGCUGGAACAAUCUAGAACCCUACCUCUACUUCCUGAUAUCGGUGUUCUUCAUCGUCUUCUCCUUCCCCGUCGCUGAUAAAGGAUGGAUCCCCUGCUCGGAGCUGUCCACGGUAGCCAUCUUGUUCACUGUGGUCAGCUACAAGAGCCUGAGUCCUUCGGGCGCCACCUACGCCAAACGGGCGCUCAUCACUGAGGUGGCAACGUCUUUGUGUUCCCUGACCAGUCUCCUGCCCCAGAGUGCUGUUCUGCUGAGGAUGCUGAGCCACACCUUCACCACCCUGCCCCUAGGGGAUUCAGUGGUGAUGAAGAUUAGUCUGCCCUGCCUGCUAGACCUCUACCUCUACUUCCUGUUCUUCAGUAUGGCUAGGCAGCGUGGUUUCCGUGGGACCUACUGUUUCCUGGUCCCCUACUUGGUCUGCUUCCUGUGGUGUGAGUUCUCUGUGGUGCUGCUCCAAAACUCUUCCCCCGUGGGACUCAUCCGGACCUGCGUUGGCUACUUCCUGUUCCUGUUUGCCUUGCCCGUGCUGGCCGUGGGGCUGGCCGCCAUGGUCCUCAUCCAGCUGGUCAAAUGGUUCCUGGAGCUGGAGCUCACCAAGAUGAUUGUGACUCUGGCCGUGUGUGCGGUGCCGGUGACACUGAGGCUGUGGACGCGCUUCGGCCUGUCUCUCAUGGAUGUGUUCCACUCCAUGUCGCAACGCGGCGCCGUCAAGCUCAUCCUGUGCUGCGUCACCAUGGUGAUGCUGUUCUUCUGGAUGUACGUGUACCACUCUGAGGGACUGCAGGGGUAUAACUCUACGUUGACCUGGAGACAGUACGGGCAGCUGUGUGGUCCUCCUGCCUGGAAGGUGAAAGGUGUGGCUCAGACACAGAUCUUCUGUACACACCUGGACGGACACCAGGUGACGUGGACCGGGAGGUUCAGGCAGGUGCGUGUAGCGGAAACUGAGAACGGAGCCCAGUCCGUCAUCAACCUGCUGCCGGUGUUCAUGGGAGAUUGGUUACGCUGUCUUUACGGAGAGACCUAUCCUAAAUGUGACCCGCUGCGGAACAACUCUACCAACACCUCCACAUCCUCAACGGCCAACUCCAACACCCCCGACGCCACGGCAACCGUCGCUAAUGCUAACCUCACCGCCGCCGACUACGCCAACGCCACAGUGCUUGGCGUUGCCGUGCCGACGGCCGUCCUCCUCCGGCAGCAGGAAGAGGAGGAGCUGUGUGUGAUUAAGGCUUUGGCCAAACACACGUGUCACGUGAAGCGAUACGACAGCUAUGUGUUGGAGGUGGGCGUGGGGAUGCCCGAGGAAGACGGGGUUCCAGAGGACCGGGCCAGAGACAUCAAACUGGUGGCCAGUCAUGAGUUCAGACAGGUGUUGCUGCGCCUGCAGCCCGGCAGCCUGGUGGAGUUCAGCACUACGUUGGAGGGUCGUCUGGGGGGCCAGGUCCCGUCCUUCGAGCUGAAGGCCAUCUACUGUCUGGACUGUGACUCCUCCCUUCUGACCGCUGCCGGACAGGUGAAGAUCGAGAGAGACUGGAGACGGACCACACUCAACUCCGUCAAGUUCGCGUUCGACUUCUUCUUCUCUCCCUUCCUCUCGGCACGUAUCGACGUGUGACAGGACGAGAAAGGAGAGAGAUGUUGUGACGGAUUUCAAUUCAGUACAACUUUAUUUUUGCCCUGGAAUGUUUUAAUGUGUACAAUAGUUUGUCUUGGACCUUGUCUCCCCCUCUCCUCCCCUUCCUGUCCUAAAGGCUCAACGUGUGACCAACUAGUGGUGGAAGAGACAGUGGCAGCCAUUUUUCAAAAUGGACUCUGGGGGGGAAAAGAUAGGAAAUGGAUGAAUGAAGGAAUUCAAUUCAAUACAACUUCAUUUGUAGAGCAAAUUGGUGAUUAAAGGGAUGGGUUGAUGGACAGAUGGACGGAGGUGUGAAAAGGGGCGUGUCUCUGGUUGGAACACCCGAAGGGAACGGUUGCUACAGUUACACACAGUUGCUGCUGAUCUCUUCUGGAAGCCAUUUUGUAAUUAUUAUUUUUUUCCAAGAGGUGGCUCGUUACCACGGCAACAACUUCUACUCAGUCACCGGAUACAUUCACUGCACUGUCUUACAA
Oncorhynchus kisutch (coho salmon) is the source of this 3414-nucleotide messenger RNA. Its product is annotated as wolframin-like. The transcript is spliced from 17 exons. Lineage: Eukaryota; Metazoa; Chordata; Actinopteri; Salmoniformes; Salmonidae. Bases 320 to 2920 code for a protein of 866 amino acids. Gene Ontology annotation, molecular function: protein binding. Gene Ontology annotation, biological process: calcium ion homeostasis; endoplasmic reticulum unfolded protein response. The record is from RefSeq and is a predicted model, not a curated record. Gene Ontology annotation, cellular component: endoplasmic reticulum membrane; endoplasmic reticulum.